This is a messenger RNA of Rhododendron vialii, 515 nucleotides long. Its product is annotated as COP9 signalosome complex subunit 2-like. NCBI's taxonomy places the organism in Eukaryota, Viridiplantae, Streptophyta, Magnoliopsida, Ericales, Ericaceae. The annotation marks the transcript as partial. The transcript is spliced from 6 exons. The record is from RefSeq and is a predicted model, not a curated record. Gene Ontology annotation, biological process: protein deneddylation. Gene Ontology annotation, cellular component: COP9 signalosome.
CAAUCAAGUCAGCAAUACCCCAUCCCAACAUGAGGGGAAUUAUCCACGAGUGUGGUGGGAAAAUGCAUAUGGCAGAGGGUCAAUGGGCUGAGGCAGCCACAAAUUUCUUUGAAGCUUUUAAGAACUAUGAAGAAGCUAGGAACCAGAGGCAUAUCCAGUGCCUAAAAUAUCUUGUUCUGGUCGAUAUGCUGAUGGAAUCUGAAGUUACCCCUUUUGACAAUCAACAGGCAAAGCCAUAUAAAAAUGACCGAGAGGUUUUGGCAAUGACAAACCUGAUAGCUGCAUAUCAACAGAAUGAAGCAUUGGAAUUUGAGAGAAUCCUCAAGACAAAUAGAAGUACGAUAAUGGAUGAUCCAUUUAUUCGAAACUACAUUGAAGAUCUCUUGAAAAAUGUGAGGUCGGAGGUGUUGCUUAAGCUGAAAAUGGUUAGUAACAUUACUCCAUUGGCUACCAUGGUGGGACCCUCAUUGCAAGAAAGCUUACUUGAAGAGUUUUACACUCAUCAUAUAGACAGC